GCAAGGUUUCACCUGGUGCCAAAACAUGUGUCUCUAGCCUUUUUCUCUUUAUAUUUUCCUUCUCAAACUAAUGGGAAAGGCAAACAACAAAACGCUAAUCCCUCCACCUCUCUCUCUCUCUCUCUUUUUCUCAACGGCUGCUCCAAGGCGAAGGAAGCCCUCUCCGGUCUCAUCAGUCUUCGCACUCCGGUGGCAGUGGAUGAACUUGCGUUGCGGUUGUGGGUAAAGCUUAAAGCUCUUGCACUCGCACGUGGGGUGUGGUCGAUAAAUUUUUUCUCUCUCAUGGAUGGAGACGCAUCCAAUCGUGCUUCAAGCUUUCCAUGGAUUUGGGCCAUUGAAGUUCUUGCGAGCCUUAAGCAAGUGGACGUUUCUGCUUUACAUGAUUUGAUUGAAUUGGCUCCAGACUUAGAUGAUGAUUUAGGGAAAAACAUGAGGGAAAUGUUGGCUUUGAGAUGUUUGGAGUCUUUAUGUGGUCCCACUAAUGAAGUCAAUAAGGGUCAUUCAAAAGUCGGGUUUGAUUUUUCAGAAAGUUGUGAAGAUGUUCUCCAACACAUAAUGCACGAGAAUUCAUUAUCAGAUCUUGAAAUGCUCAAACCGGAGCUCGUAAAAAGGGAUAUUCGCGUAAAAAGGGAUCUUCGCCCCUUUAUUAUUCGUAAAAGAGCUUGUAUGCCUAAACUAGCCUUACAACAGCUGAAAGAUUUAAUUCUCAAAGGUAUUCAUCCAAAUGCUGAUUCCCUGAAGGACAGGAGUGGACUGGAAUUUACAAGUGCAGGUGGUGGAAUUCCUGUGAAUAAUGGCAGUCACAAUGCACUUACACAUGGAGUUGAUGGGAGCUUCCUCAAUGCACAACAAAUGGGAGUAAAAGGGAACUUGAUACCUAGAAUGCUUGAGAAUGAGAAUAAGCUAUUGGAAAAAGAUCCAUGUAAUGGAAAUUUAUUACUUUCCAAGAGGGGAAGGAAUGAAUCAGCUACUGAAAAUAUAGUUAGAGACUUCCAUGAAAACCAAAAUAUUUUAAAUGAUUGUGACGAUCUCCACUUAACUGCCAAAAAGCAGAAGCAAUGUGACUCAUCUGGAAUUCAUUCCAUAGAAGAGAAUCCAGUACCACUACAUCCAACAGAACUAUUAGAAGAUUCUUCUGCAAGAGUUAUGCCAGUUAUUGAAAGACAAGUUUGUGACUUGGCAAAAGAUCAGAUAGGAAAUCUGAAAGAAGGCAGGGUUCUAGAGGAUGGUCAAGAUGAGCAUACUGCCUUAGUGAGAUGUGGGCAUAACAGUGAGGAUGAAUUCCAUCAUAAUCAGUCAAAGCCUCCUGAUAGUGCCACGAUGAUGCGCUCUCAAUGCAUGUAUAGUCAUGAUUCCUUAGCAUCAGCUGGUUCUACAGACCAAAAGUUGUGCAUGAGGUGUAAUGAAGGGGGUCAAUUGUUAGUUUGUAACACAAGUAAUUGUCCGGUGAUGGUUCAUGAGAACUGCUUGGGUUUCUCACCCAGAUUUGACAACAAUGGCAACUUUUACUGCCCCUACUGUGCAUAUUCCCUUGCUAUUUCAGAGUACCUUGAAGCUAAGAAAAAGGUGUCCUAUGCAAGGAAAGAACUAGCUAAAUUAUUUCAAAUGGGUUUGAAGCAUCAGCCAAAGGAAGUCAUCGAGAGGUUGCAUAGAGAAUAGCAUUUUCUUCCUGGACAAAGGAAAUGAGGAUCUU
This is a messenger RNA of Quercus lobata, 1693 nucleotides long. RefSeq lists its product as uncharacterized. Lineage: Eukaryota; Viridiplantae; Streptophyta; Magnoliopsida; Fagales; Fagaceae. The transcript is spliced from 5 exons. The record is from RefSeq and is a predicted model, not a curated record. Bases 283 to 1659 code for a protein of 458 amino acids.